CCAAGACAAUCUGCAGCUACUCAAGUCACAGAAAAGAAAGUAGGUCAUAUGUUGUAAAUAUUUAUUUUCAUUUCACGAGCUAUGUUGUUUGUUUUUAUUUAAUUAAAUAUCACUGAUAAAACUAUGGUUGAUGUAGCAUUAAAAAAUGAAAUACUCUUUAUUGGAAUACUUAUUAAUUCUUUCCCCAAAUAGUUUUAAUAACUAAAAUAUUAUUUUUGCAGGUCCAAUUUCGACUGCUUUAAAGAUCUCGACACCGUCCAACCAUAUAUCAUAGAAAAUCAACACGCCAAAGAAAUCUGGACCAGUUGCCAGCCAUUUGGAGACCUUCCAGAAGAGUCAGCCCUCAAAAUUAUGGAAACUUUUGGGCUAGAGGUUAAUUGCAGUUUCAAACUCUGAAAGAAAAACUAUUUUUCAAGAUGCUAGUAGACCAGCAUUGUUGUAGAGGCACUUCAUGUAGUAGUUUUCAAUUUUAUGUUUAAUAUAUAUUUGGGUGUGUAUGAACUUGGUAUAUAUGUGGGUGUGUAUGAACUUGGAUCCUUGGAUGUAGUUUUUGCCAGUUUGGCCAAAUAAAGCUAUUUCAAAUUUUGCAUUUCAGAAUCUUAAAAUCAGCGUAUUAGACAAAUUUAAUGUGAGGUGUGAUCCCAAACAGCCCAUGGUUGUCUUCCCUGCCUUUGUCAACAACACGCUGACUGGUGUGAAAAGACUGACAUGUCACCCACUAGAGGAUGAUACAGCACCUAACGUUAGAGAGACCUACACACCCAGGUAUUUCACCCAUCACAUACCUACUGCACCAAAGCAUGGUACAAUUCAUUAGCCAAAAAACCAACAGUUGACCUUGCACGCAGAGAAUAGUAAGAUUAAUAUCCCAUUCAAGACAAUUAUUUAGUAAUAACUACUACACACAAAGAACCCUGAUUAUGUUAUGAGGCAGUUUAAACUGUAUGCAAUAAGGGGAAUGAAGAUAUAUGCAUGUGACAGUGAUAUAUCCCCUCCAGGUCAGGACCGACAACUCUGUUUGGGCUGGACACAAUACCGACUGGUGCCACAGAUGUUGUCCUCACAAGCAGCGAGACGGACGCCAUGACUGUCUUCCAGGAGACCAAGAAAGCUGCCAUAUCUUUACCCAAGGGUUUCAGUUCUUUGCCACAAGAGGUGAGGGGGUUGUUUGGGGGGGGGGGGCAUGAUUGGUGUCUGUGUAAGUUGGGAAUAGUAAGAAAAACAAGCUCGUAAAUGGUGUUCUGACAUUGGGAUUUAAUCCUGAAAUGCCCCCCCCCCCUCCCUGGCCGGGCUGAUUAUCAUGAAACUCUGCGACAACAAGGUGGUUCAUGCUGAGCAUUUGGAUGUAAGAAAACUAAAGUAUCCAACACACAUUUUUUACAAGUGUUGUUUUUUUAAAUUUUUAAAAAUUUUUAAAUUAUUUUUAAAAAAUCGCACAUGCAUAUUUAACAAAUCUGACAGAAGAGGUUAUGUUCAUUAACGGUAUGAGCUGUAUUAUAAUUGGAGAUGUUAAAUAUGUAAAUUAUUUAAUUAUUUAUGACGCUAAAUCCCUCACAUUUGGUUUCCAUCAAAGGCAAACAAAACUAUUGAUUACAAUUACAAACAAGGGUGUGUACAUGUUAAAAGUUAAUGUUUUGAAUAGUUUAAAUAAAAUCCAAAAAAAAUUUCAAGUAAUGUUCUAUAAUGCAUUAUUUUUACUCCCUGAACAACAGGCCCUGCCAAGCCUAGAAAGGUUUAAGUCGAUUGUCCUUUGGUUUGGUGAUGACAUCCGGGCUUGGGAGAUGGCAAAACUUUUCUCCAAAAAACUUAACAGCAAAAGAUGUCACAUCAUCAGGUACAGCUUAGGUAGAUGUGUGACUUUUUAUUCAAAUCUAUUUUCUCCUCUCUGCAAACCCUCUAGAGGUUGUCUACUUUUCUUUUAUGCACCAAAACAUUUCUUGACUGUCUUGACAUUUUGUUUUCAUGUUUACUUCACUUAUACUCAUGGACAGAAACAACCUGGUGUUUAUCUUUACCUUAGGCCAAGCAUGGAAGAUCCCGGUCCAGUCACGGCAUUGAGCCAAGGUCUCAAACUCUCCACAAUUCUCAACAAGGCUCGGCCCAUUUCCCAUGAUUCCAUCGUGAAUUUCUCACAACUUCGACAGGAGGUGCUGUCCCAACUCAUGCACUGUGAACAGGUGGCAGGGGUCAAGGUAAUACUUUAAAGCUUACCCCACUUCUUCUGAGACAAAGGUCAUACAAUACUUCUGCUGUGUUGCCCUGGACUGCGUGGUGUAAAUGUUAAGUUGCAUCAGUUGAAACACAUUUGAUCUGAGGCCUAAAUUGUGAAAGAUAAUGAGGCUAAAUUGUUUUCAUUUGAACUUUAGUAUUUCCAUUUGUUAUAAGGAUUUGCAAACCUAUUUAAAGCUGUAGAAGUCACAUUAAGUUGUAGAAGUUCCUUUUCUACAAAUUAUCCUUUUUUAAAAUGGCUAUUGUUCAUUCCAAUAGUCAACUUUCCAAGAAGGUUCCUCACUGUAAAGACAUAUUGACAUGCUAUUUAUAUGUUUGUUAGUUACUUUUGAGAGUUCAGCAAGUUGUAUUUUAUGAAACGGGAAGCGUGUGUUAAAUUACCCAAUUUAUGUUGUACAUUUUUUAAAAAAAAUCUUUAUUCAGAUUUGUAUAGCAUCAUUUUACAACCUUAAUUUAUUUUAAAAAAUUUCUCACAAAUAAUUUCAAUCAAACGAAUUUUUUUUUUCACCCGUCUUUUCUUUGUUUAUAAUGUGGGUCUGCCAUCAAUCAUUUUAGCAUCUGAAAAGUGUUCCCAAAUAUUUGAUUAUGUUUUAUAUUUGUGGUCCAUUGCCAUGCCAUCUCACUGUUAUUUAUAUGUAAAUAUUUUUUCAGUGGAAAAGAUACCCUGUGCUGAAUAAACUUUUGAAAGGACACAGGAGAGGGGAGCUAACUGUGUUCACAGGCCCAACCGGAUCAGGAAAGACAACUUUCAUCAGUGAUUAUUCACUUGACUUGUGCAUGCAAGGAGUAGGUCACUUUGUCUUCAAAGUUAUUCUCCCCUGAUCCAUACAACCGUCCAUAGUGGCAAAAUUAUGAAAAGCAAAAAAACAUUUUUAAAAAAUGGGGAUAAAGGAAUGGAACAGAAUUCUAAAAAUCAUCAGUUGACCUGAAAUAAGUUCAGAAGAUGAUAAAUCUACAAUAAUUAAAUUAUUGCUUGUUAUCACAUUGGCAGAAGUUCCUUAACAAAUGAAAUUAAGUUUUUUUUUAAACGUAAAUGGUUUGUCUCUGGGAUCCCCUUGACUUAAAAAAUUAAUUGGGCAAGCUAGCUACAUUCUAAUCACCAGUUUUCAUUUUUUAUUUUUAGAAUCAGAAAUUCAAUAAAGGUCUAUUGUGUACACCUGAUUGCCUGUUUACAGUUAUAAUAGUAUUACUAUAGUAAAUAACCCAAUUUGUCAAUAAAAAAUAAAACCCAAUAAAAAAGGCUCAUAAAUCAGAUAUCAAACGUAAAAAGUAUUUGUUGGUACCCAAUCAAAGCUUAACCAUUUUAUGAUUUUGUUUAUAUCAAGUUCAGCCGUAUGUCAUGGAGAAAUAACCAGCAACUUUAUAUCAAGAAGAAAACUCCCCUGUUUCCUUAUUUUUAGAAUCAGAAAUUCCAAAUCCAAUGACAUGCCUGAGUCAUAUUAAUAUUACAAUUGUUAAGUCCUUAAAUCCGGCUCAAGUUGGAAUCUCAGAAACAGUAAUGUAAAUUUUAUAUCUUUUCCUUACAAAAACAAAGCCUGGAGAUUUUUAACCAAUAUAAAAAUUAGCGCUGGUUUAACUUUAAAAAAUCUAAAUUGAUAUCAAAAACAAUAUAUUGGAAAAUUCCUUAUUAUCUUAUCGAAGACAAAGGAUAGGGACCCAAUUUCAACAAGAUGGCGACAGCCUUGGUAUUUCUAAAUCCGGCCCUAGAAAACUCGUCAAUAGGGUUAAUCAUAUGACUUAAUUUUUUUUCUAAAACCCUCACAGACAGCUUUCUAGAACCCAAUUAAAUAACAGCUGCCUUAGAUUUCCUUUUCAUUGAUGCUAAAAGAAGGGGCGUGUCCCUCAAUCAGACCUGUUUACUCUUACGAUUUUAGCGUAGAAUGUACGAUUUUGAGAUGUAUACAUUAUAUAUACUGUAUGUUUAUUUUUUACUAUUAAGAUAAUGUAUUGAAUGAUUUUGUGAGGACGUUGUAUGAUUUUAAGAGUUUGAUGGUAAACAGGUCUGCUCAAUAUAUGAUGGUUGGUCUUAAUGUCUUUGUUACCUUUAACAGGUGAACACACUGUGGGGCAGCUUUGAGAUCAACAAUGUGAGACUCGGCAAGAUGAUGCUGACCCAGUUUGCCCUGUGAGUGUUUGAGAUCAGUUGACAGAAGUUUCAAUCGGCCAGCUUUUUAAAAAAAAAUUCAGAUAAAUCUCCUAUUUGAAAAGUUUAAAAAAUCAGGCAACUCACAUUUUUCGCAGUUUAAAGAAAUCCCCCAGUAGUGAAGCCAAACUCACAAUUUUUGAAGUAGAAAAAAUUCUAAGAUUGGUUUUGUGACAAGCCCAGUGUGUGGUUGUUUUUUUGUUUUGUUUGCUUACAAGAAGUGUGCUUAGUACUGUUAUGUAGCACACUUUUUAUGUGCGUGAGCUUUACUUGACCUAGAUUAGAAUCCUAGCAGACAGUAACGUCUGUUGUGGCCUAUUCGUUUGAUGUAUCUUGUUUACAACCGUGUUUACCAAUUAAGCAUGUUAGACUCUCUCCUGGUAUUUUCUCGAAUGUGCUCGAUAACCCGAGAAAUGUAAACAACACGUCAUAAGUCUUUUCUGGAAGGCUGGGCUUACGCGACCUAUAUAAGGGAUUGACAGGGAGGGACGGGGAUUCAGAUAGAUAUUAUUAACUUUACAAGGCGUGUAUUAUUCUUUGUGUAUUUGUGUGCUCGUACUUACAUGUGUUUAUUUCGCAUUUCAUCAUUAUUCAUUGGCAUAUCAUUCUGUGUUAAUUGUGUACCGGUACAAGAUCUACCAUACUGUAAGUGAUGAUUUAUAAUGAUAUUUCUUUUCUUUUGUAAUUACAUUAAUACUUAUUAAAUCUUAUUAAUUGUAACUAGAAACUGUUUUGGGUGUCGUAUCUUUAAUAUUGUUGACUAUAUGGUAUCGUCCUUUGUUAGGCACUGUUUACAACGAGCCAAUUAAAAUUAAAAUAGGAGAUUAAUUUCUCAUAUUAGAAGCCAGUGCGUAACAGUACUUAACACGGGUUGUUUGUUUACAAGAAGUGUGCUCAGUACCUAACACGGGUUGUUUGCUUACAAGAAGUGUGCUCAGUACCUAACACGGGUUGUUUGCUUACAAGAAGUGUGCUCAGUACCUAACACGGGUUAUUUGCUUACAAGAAGUGUGCUCAGUACCUAACAUGGGUUGAAGUGUUUUACAUGUCUGCAUUUUUGUCCUCAGUAAGAAUCUGUCCAAACACCUGGACUUGUUUGACCACUACGCUGACCAGUUCCAGACCCUGCCCAUGUACUUUAUGACGUUUCAUGGACAGGAAAAUUUGAAAAGGGUUAUAGAUGUGAGUAUACUUUGUUCAUAGAUGUGAGUGUACUUUGUAAAUGUAAGUAUACUUUGGUUAUAGAUUAAGUAUACUUUGGUGAGAGAUGUGAGUAUCCUUUUGUGAAUGUAAGUAUCCCUUUUUUUAUAGAUGUGAGUUUACUUUGUAAAUGUGAGGUUACUUUGGUUUUAAAUGUAAGUAUACUUUGAUAAGAGAAAUUGGUAUACUUUGUUUUUCUAGUGUCGAUCUAUACUUAAGUUGUUGAUUUUGGUAAACGUUUGGUUCGUGCAAGAAUAUUCUUUUAUUUUUUUCUACAUAGUACAAAUAUAGUUAUUUCAAGCCAUGUCCUAUGCUUUCCAUGUCGAUGUAAAAUUGUUUCAGAAUAUGUCCCAUGCUGAAUAUGUCCAUGUAACAAUGUUUCAGGCCAUGUCCCAUGCAGUCUAUGUCCAUGUAACUUUGUUUUAAGGCCAUGUCAGUGCUGUGUGCUGUAUAUGUCCAUGUAACAUUGUUUCAGGCCAUGUCCCAUGCUGUCUAUGUCCAUGACAUCGGUCAUGUCAUACUGGACAACCUGCAGUUUAUGAUGGGGAUCAGUGGCUCCGAGUGGUCUGACCGCUUCAUGAAGCAGGACUCUAUGAUUUCAGCUUUCAGAAAGUUUGCAACAAAUAUGAACUGCCACGUGACAUUGGUCAUACAUCCACGGAAGGUAAUUCAAAUAACUUUUGGUUUCCUGCAGAAGUCACAACAUAUAAUCAGUUAAUCACUACACAAUUCAUUUAUGUUCCACAUAAAUCAUGCAUUCACCAUAUAAAUCAUUUAUUUACUACAUCAUCAUACACAAAAAACAUAAGUCUCUACAUAAGACAUUCAACUACUGUUAUAUUAGUCAUUCAUUCUGUACAUAAGACAUUCAACUACUGUUAUCCGAGUCAUUCAUUCUCUAUAUAGGACAAUACAGCUGGUGUCAUUUUUGUUGUUGCUGUUAGCAUCAAAUUAUUUUAUUUUGAUUUAUUUUAAAAUUUUACUGUUGAAUAUCUUGUCAUUUAUUGGGACCGUGACACUGUUUCCUCCCCUCAUUUUUGGAGUCACCGAAACUUCACACCUCUAGGCUUUCACUUUCAUUGCAGUGGCUGUGGUGCUGUUUAAAAAUGUACCAUAUGUUGUUUACAAACACACCAAUGAUGUUUACAAACACACCAAUUUUGUUCACAAAAACACCAAUGUUAUUUACAAGCACACCAAUGUUAUUUACAAGCACACCAAUGUUAUUUACAAGCACACCAAUGUUGUUCACAAGCACACCAAUGUUGUUGACAAAGACACCAAUGUUGUUUACAAAGACACCAAUGUUAUUUCUGACUAGGAAAAAGAGAGUGAAGACCUGACAACAGCCUCUGUGUUUGGAACGGCCAAAGCUACACAGGAAGCUGACAAUGUCCUAAUACUGCAAGACAAGCGACUCACAUCGGUGAGAGGAAAGAAGUACCUGCAGGUGAAUGUCAUCUCAUGUCAAUCUUGUAAUAGAUUAGUUCACUAAAAAGUUUUGCUACACCUGCACUUGUGCUAAAGUAAACAAAUUUUUUACAAACUGUAAUUUAUGCACACCAAGAAUUAAUGCUUCUACUGAAAAGUAUAGUGAUUGUUAUGUACUAAAAACGAAUGCUAGUGAAACAUGAACAUGAAAAAAUAAUCCUAUUAAUGUACACAAAAAUAAUGCAAAUAAUUUAUAGACAAAAAUGUAAACUGAUUGAUGUCAUUCUCUAGCCUUACCUUAUUUAUUAGUUUAGAAUCUAAUGAUCUAUGCCUAAUUCUCCCUGAAAAGUCUGACUUAGGUUCCGGUAACAAAAUAAAACUCUGGAAUUUGUAGUUGUACUCAAGUUAAAAGAAAAAAAUCUUCUCCAUGGAAAAAAAAAAAAUCAGCUUUUAUUUUCAGUACCACAUGGUUUUAAAACACAAUCUGAGUAGCCCACGGCUUUAAAACACAACCUCAGUACCACAUUGCUUUAAAACACAAUCUCAGUACCCUAUGGCUUUAAAACACAAUCUCAGUACCACAUGGCUUUAAAACACAAUCUCAGUACCCUAUGGCUUUAAAACACAACCUCAGUACCACAUGGCUUUAAAACACAAUCUCAGUACCCUAUGGCUUUAAAACACAAUCUCAGUACCACAUGGCUUUAAAACACAAUCUAAGCCGCCACAGUUUAGGAAAUUAAAAAAAUAAAAAAAUGCGGUUAGUUACAAAACGUUUCUCUGAGGCUCACACUAAAUUUGACUGUUUGCAGGUGACCAAGAACCGUUUUGAUGGUGAGCUGGGUCUGAUGCUGCUCAAGUUUGACAAAGAAUCUCUGAGCUUUGCCGUGACCAAGGAGAAAGAGAAAACACAGAAAUCGGAACAGGAGGCGGGAGAAAAUGAAGAUAUUGCAGACGAGAAGGAGGAGGGCAAGAAGGAUGAAGAGUUGUGACGUCAAAGUGUUACUAUAACUUGUGUUAAUUUUUUAU
Lymnaea stagnalis (great pond snail) is the source of this 8032-nucleotide messenger RNA. The record is from the annotation of a GenBank genome assembly. Lineage: Eukaryota; Metazoa; Mollusca; Gastropoda; Lymnaeidae.